AUGGAUGAUAUACCACAGCUAUUCCUUCCAAUUGAUAUUAGUGAAGACGAUGAUUCUUCCUCGAGCGAUAGUAGUUUAAUUUUUUUCCAAAAUCUUAUUAACGAAGCCGCUCAACUGGAAGACACGGGCACUUCUAGAAAAAGGAAAUCUAUCCGUCGAGAUCGAGUGAAAUGUCACGAAAACCUUAUGAGAGAUUAUUUUGUCGAGGAGCCCGUAUUCAACGAAGAGGUUUUUCGUCAAAGGUUUCGUAUGUCUAAAAGAUUGUUUUUAAAAAUUUUGAGUGACGUGCAAGCGAAUAACUCGUGGUUUCAAGACGCCGCGGAUGCUAGUGGUAGGAAGAGUUUUACAUCAAUUCAAAAAGUUACUUCAGCGAUUAAGCAACUAGAAACCGGUAACGCUCUAGACGAGUUCGACGAGUAUUUAAAUAUGUCCACAAGGACUUCCCGAGAAAGUCUAGAAUAUUUUUGCGAAACGAUAUGUAAUUUAUACGCUUCCGAGUUUUUACGUAGACCUACUAGCCACGACGUUGCGCUCUUGUACGAAGCUCAUGAGAAGAAACAUCACCAUCCUGGGAUAUUGGGUAGUCUUGAUUGUACACAUUUUGUUUGGAGAAUGUGUCCAACGGAGUUACGGGGUCAAUAUAUGAGGGGGAUCACAGUCACCUGA
Messenger RNA from Helianthus annuus (common sunflower), 666 nucleotides. RefSeq lists its product as uncharacterized. Bases 1 to 666 code for a protein of 221 amino acids. The record is from RefSeq and is a predicted model, not a curated record. Lineage: Eukaryota; Viridiplantae; Streptophyta; Magnoliopsida; Asterales; Asteraceae. The transcript has a single exon.